This is a messenger RNA of Suillus paluster, 1230 nucleotides long. RefSeq lists its product as uncharacterized. The transcript has a single exon. The record is from RefSeq and is a predicted model, not a curated record. Lineage: Eukaryota; Fungi; Basidiomycota; Agaricomycetes; Boletales; Suillaceae. The coding region runs from base 1 to 1230 and encodes 409 amino acids.
AUGCCGAUACCACCCACUGUCGCAGUUAUAGGCACCUGCGACACCAAGUUUGAGGCUCUUAUCUUCCUGAAGCGCGCAGUUCAGUCUACUGCUGUCUGCAAUGCUAUCCUAAUUGACAUCGGGUCCUAUGAUGCACCUGACUUGCGGGACAUCGACAUUCCCCGUUCAGAUGUGCUGAGGGAACAUGCAACCACUGUCUGUAGUACGCCAUCCCGCAAAAAAGGACAGGAGAUCAUGACCAUCGCAUUGACGCAGCUUCUGGCACGUCUACACUCAACUCAGAGUAUCGCGGGGGUCAUUGGAGCGGGAGGCUCGGGUAAUACGAGCGUCUGCACGAGAGCGUUUCGAGAUGCCCUACCCAUCGGCUUUCCCAAGCUUAUGGUGUCCACCAUGGCAUCGGGGAACGUUUCCCACUAUGUCGGUGAAUCAGAUAUCACGAUGAUGUACUCUGUUGUCGACGUCGCCGGCAUGAAUACAAUACUAGAAGUCGUCCUGGGAAACGCAGCGGAUGCUAUUUCAGGGAUGGCGAAACGUUCUCUUAUUCGGGCGGAUUUGAAGUCGUCACGCCCGGCCAUUGCAGUCAGUACGUUUGGCUUGACCACUCCCUGCGUGCAGAUGGCUACUCAGAAGCUGGAGGAGUUGGGUUACUCUGUAAUCGCCUUCCAUGCCACAGGUGCUGGGGGUUUAGCAAUGGAGAGACUCAUCCGCGAGGGCCAUUUUGUUGGGGUCCUUGACAUCACCACUACUGAGCUCGCGGACGAGCUUGUGGGUGGCGUGCUCACUGCUGGUCCUCGUCGCCUUGAGGCAGCAGCAAGCUAUGGUAUUCCCCAAGUGGUGUCAGUGGGUGCCUUGGAUAUGGUCAACUUCGGACCAGCGGACACCAUUCCAAAGCAGUUUCAGGGGCGAUUGUUCCACUAUCACAACUCCUCAGUCACUCUGAUGCGCACCUCCCGCGAGGAAUGCUCAAAGCUCGGCCAGAUCAUGGUAGAAAAGUUGAAGGGAGCGCCCACUAAUAAGACACGCGUUAUCCUGCCCUUGCGAGGUCUCUCUGGUAUCGACAAAGACACAGGACCAUUUCGCGAUGCUGAUGCGGACGGCGCUCUGCUGCACGCACUGAGGAGUGGUUUGCAGUGCCCAGUGGAUGAGUUUGAUGUGGAUAUCAAUGACCCUUCUUUCGCAUUGAUGAUCGCAGAGGCGUUGCACGAGCUAUUGCGGGCAGAGGUACAGUAG